AUGGAAAAUAUUAAUGAAAGUUUACAAACUUCAAGGGUACCUGUCUUUGAUGAAUAUAUAUGUCCAAAUAUUUAUGGUAAUAUUUUGAAUCAAAAUAAUCAAUUAUAUAAAGACAUAACUUAUAAUAUUCAUAAACUUAAUGAAGCAAUUGCUCUAUCACCUAAACAGCAUCAAUCACUUGGUGAUCUAUUUUAUACAACUCAAACUUUUUUCAAUCGCAUUAUUGCCUCUCCAGAACUUUUUAAUAGUUGUAUUGUUGAUAGUAUUCAUGAGAUAGGAUCUUAUAUUACGAGCAUGACAAUAAGAACAAAUCCAAUAGCAGAUUUUGUUAUAGUGUUUAAGACACUUCCAACUAUUGAAUCUGUUAAACUUCUUGGAGAAGAAUGUAUAAGAGAAAUAAAAACUAAAUUAGAUGUUGAUUGUACAAUGAUAAUGCAUGAUUUUGGUUGUGACAUUACGGAUAGUGUCACAUGUAUCCGCUUGUUAGUAACAACUAUACCUCAAAAUCGUUGUAAAAUAAAGGAAAACAUUCAUUUAAAAAAGGAAGCCUUAAUGUUAACUGAACAAUAUUUAAAAAAUAGUUAUUGGUUUAUUGAAGUAUAUAAACGAUUUAGGAAUCCUUCUUUAAAAAUUCUUGUUUCAGUAAUUAAAUAUAUUGUUGAUUCUUUUGAUGGAUUUAAAGGAUUGAAUCCUCAUAUUAUUCAUGUUUUAAGUCAAUAUUGUUUGAUUUUUCAAAUUAAUUGCCAGUGGCAUUCUUCUUCCAAAUUCUAUUUCUCCAAUUGA
Strongyloides ratti is the source of this 783-nucleotide messenger RNA. RefSeq names its product Interleukin enhancer-binding factor 2. NCBI's taxonomy places the organism in Eukaryota, Metazoa, Nematoda, Chromadorea, Rhabditida, Strongyloididae. The transcript has 3 exons. The record is from RefSeq and is a predicted model, not a curated record. Bases 1 to 783 code for a protein of 260 amino acids.